AUUACAUCUUAUUGUUGAUUGCACAUGUGUUCUCAUUAAAUGCUCGGGAAUUUAACAAUAAAAAGCCUAAAGAAGGAAACUUCAAGCUGGAAAAGGUAGAGUAUGAAGAAAAAGAAUCCGAGCAACAAGGUUGAAGGCUUUUAGAAACAGCCACCACCAGCAGUUGUAAUCAAGUAAGCAUUGCUAUUGAAAAUCGCGAAUAAAAAUAUAUUGUCCUUAAUUAAUUAAGGGACCAUUAAAACACGAUUAACCAUCUGAAAAGCUUAGCAUUGACAUUGCUUCUGGUGCUCGCUUAGCCAUGGCAGAUCUCGCUUCAGAGGUGCAAAACAGUAUCGAUGUGGGCAAAGCUUACAUGAAUUUAGGUCAUUAUGACCAGGCUAUCGAUUGUUUCAAAAAAUCCUUACAGAUGGCAACGGCAAUCCGCAACCAAUAUGGUAUAGUUCAUGCUAAUAUGUAUUUAGCAGAUGUUUACGAAAGAUUAAAAGACUAUGAAAAAGCUAUUAGCUGUUUGCGGAAAGUAAGCUCAGAAAUUAGCACGGCCACUAAUUUGGGAAUAGCAAUAAGCGAUCAAAGGCGAAUAGCAGAUAUCAAUUGUAAUUUAGGCAUUUUUUGCAGUGAACUAAAAAGAAAUGAAGAGGCAAUUCAAUGUUUCGAAGAAAUGUUAAGACUUAUGACCGCCAUUGGCGACCAAAAAGGAAUAGCUGAGAGUAAUAGCCGUUUAGGCAGAAUCUACUUAAAUCUAAGUGAAUAUGAAAAGGCAUCUGCUUAUUUUAAACACGCUUUAAACAUAUAUAUUUUCAUUAAUGACAAAAAUGGAAUUAAAGAUAUCAGCAACGAAUUGGGCCGUGUUCACUGCUCUUUAGGUGAACACAGCAAAGCCAUCGAAUGUCACAGAAAAUCUUUAGAGAUAGCAAAGACGGUCCAUGACCAAGCAGGUAUGGCACGAGCUAAUUUUAGUUUGAGCGUUGCUCACCAAGGAUUAAAAGACUAUGAAAAGGCUAUUAUCUGUUUGAAAGACAGUUUAGAAAUUGGCAUGACCAUUAAGGAUAAGUUAGUAAUGGCAGUAAACAAUGGACAGUUAGCUAUUAUUUAUAAUUGUUUAGAAAAGUGUGAAAUCGCAAUUGAGUAUUGUAAGAAAACAUUAGAAUUGGGAACAGAAAUUGGUGAUCAAGGAAUAAUAGCUGACGCAAAAUGCACUUUAGGCAAAUCUAACUUUCGACUAGGAAGAAACGACGAGGCACUUCUCUGUUUCGAAGAAAUGUUAAGGCUUAUGACCGCUAUUGGCGACCAGAAUGGGAUAGCUGAAGCUAAUAUGUAUUUAGGUAAAGUUUAUCAAAGAAUGAAAGACUAUGAAAAGGCAAUUAGCUUUUUGAAAGUCAGCUUAGAAAUUAGCACGGCCAUUAGUGAUCAGCCAUCAAUGGCAGAACAGAAUAGAAGUCUAGGAGAUAUUUAUUUAUGUGUAGAAAAGUGGGAAAUCGCAAUUGACUAUUAUAAGAAAACAUUAGAAUUGGGAAUAGCAAUAAGAGAUCAAAGGGAAAAUCCAAAUGUCAAUUGUAACUUAGGUAUUUGUUACAGUAAACUAAAUCGAAAUCAAGAUGCAGUGCAAUCUUACGAAGAAAUGAUAAGACUUACGACCGCCAUUGGCGACCAAAAAGGAAUAGCUGAGAGUAAUCGCCGUUUGGGAAGAAUGUAUUUGAUUCUAAGUGAAUAUGAAAACGCAUCUGCUUAUUUUAAAAACGCUUUAAACAUAUAUAAUACCAUUGGUGACAAAAAUGGAAUUAAAGAUAUCAGCAACGAUUUGGGCCAUGUUCACGUGAAUUUAGGUGAAUACAGCAAGGCCAUCGACUGUUUCAGACAAUCUAUAGAGAUGGCAAACACGGUCGGUGACAAAGCAGGUAUAGCACGAGCCAAUUGUGACUUGUUUUUUAUUUACCAAAGAUUAGGGGAGGAUGAAAAGGCCAAUAGCUAUUUGGAAGACAGCCUCGAAAUUGGCACGGCCAUUGGAGAUCAGGAAAUAAUGGCAAAAAUCAAUUUCAGUUUAGGUUCUACUUCUUUCAAAAAUAAGGAUGAAAUUGCAAUUACCUAUUACGAGAAAGCAUUAAAAUUUUUCAUGGCAGAAGGCGAUCAAACGUUAAUAACCUCGAGCAAUAUCGGUUUGGGAUCUUGCUAUCUCUCACUAGGAAAAUUUGAUAAGGCUUUGACUUAUUAUAAAGAGGGUUUAAAAUUAGCCAAAACAACUGGAAUGCCAUUAGAGAUAGCAGAAGCGAAUAGACACAUCGGUGUUAUAUAUAGGCUGUUGGGUGAUAAUGAAAAAGCCAUUGAACAUGGUACAAAAAGUUUACAAAUAAGCACUGACAUUGGCCAUUCGUACCUGACAGCGUAUAGUUAUGAGGAUCUUGCAGAUGCUCAUCUGCGUUUAGGAGAAUACAAAGUUGCAUCAUCAUAUUUAGUAAAAUCUAUUAAAUUAUGUGAUGAGCUGUUCCAAAAUACGGUUCCAGAUGAAAACAAACUCUCCUUCACAAGUACUUUUUAUAGAACGCAUAGAGCUUUAAUGAGUUGUUUUGUUUCUUUGGGGUGCAUAGAAUCCGGAUUAUUAGUGACUGAUCUGGGUAGAGCUAAAGAGCUCCAUUUUUCUAUUGAGAGAAAACAAAAUUUAGAUACAGAAUUGUUUGAUUACGCACAAUCUAUAUGGAGCAAAAUUGAGAAUGGGGAGGAAAAUCGGGAAAUAGAGCGAAUACAGAACUCUCUCCAGGUAAAAAAUGGUGAAACUUCAAUAGUGCUAUUUGCUUUUGAGUUGGAUGGAAGUUCUUUGAAUGUUUGGGUUUUGAAUAGUGAUGUCACCUGUAGGUGGUUAAUGUCAGAUGCAGAAUUCGAUCUGUUGAUGCCCCUGAUGAGUGGGUUUUUCACAAUGACAAGUGUGAAUGUCAAUCGGGAUUCAUCAUUCUUUAAACUUAAUUCACUUGCAAAUGAAAAUAUUUUUGAGAGUCACAUGAUCUCACCGCCAACCAAGUCGUGUAAAGGAAAUAAGCUUCAAAACGUGCACGAAAAGAAUUCGGGCGCAGAUAAUCUCAGCCCUGAAACUAUUCUAAAACAACUAUUCAAUCGCCUCAUUCAACCAAUAAGAGAUGCCGUCAAAGGAAAUAAGCUCAUAGUUGUUCCUGACGGGCCACUGUUUUUUAUUCCCUUUUGUUCGUUGAUUGAUGAAAACGGGAGGUAUUUAUCUCAGAGUUACAGCAUUCAAGUAACGCCCUCAUUACACACUCUGACGUUUACCAAAGAACAACCCGAUCACUCUGACCUCGGUUUUGCGUUGUUUGUUGGUAAUCCAAAAGUUUCUUUGCAUGGCACAGAUUUCACACCUACUGACCUACCUAAGGCAGCUGAGGAAGUUGUAAGUCUUUCGAAGCUCUUCACAGCAAGGCCUCUCGUAAAAGCUGAAGCAAAAAAACAGGUUGUUCUCGGACUUCUAAGCGGUGCUAGUAUAAUUCAUAUUGCUGCUCAUGGUGAACCGAAGAAAGGUGAAAUAAUGCUUGCUCCUGACCUUUCUUUAAAUGAACCAUCUUCUUCUCCUCCUAAUCAAGAUUCCUAUCUCCUCACACAGAACGAUAUUACGAGUAUUUCAUUGCACGCUCGCUUGGUCGUCCUAUGCUGUUGUCACACAGGGCAAGGUAAGAUUUCUUCAGAAGGUGUCAUAGGUAUAGCUCGGUCUUUUCUUGCUGCCGGAGCUCGCUCUGUUCUCGCCACACUCUGGCCCAUUAGUGAUGAUGCAACAAAGGAGUUUAUGGAAGCAUUCUACGGCGAACUGCUUCAGGAAACACUAGUUUGUGAAGCUCUAAGAAGGGUAAUGAACCUCUUUCAGCAACACGAAAGAGAAGAUUACCGUUCCAUUUUAAUUUGGGCUCCAUUUACUGUCUAUGGAGAGGAUGUGAUGUUUUCAAAAGGCGACAUUGAAACGAUCAGAGAAAAAUCCAGCGAAACUCUACCCGAGUGUGGUUUUGCGUUGUUUGUUGGUAACCCAACGUCAGACUUGCCUCGAGCUACUGAGGAGGUGAAUUGUCUCUCACAGCUUUUCACAACUAAACCCUUCGUGGAGGGCGAAGCAAGAAAAGAGGUUUUGCUGGGACUCUUGAGCGGGGCAAGUAUUAUCCAUAUUUCUGCCCAUAUUGAACCUAAGCAAUGUGCAAUAAUGCUUUCUCCAUGUCUCUCUUCGAAUCAAGGUUCUCUGACUCUUCCCAAACAGGAUGACUUUUUCACGCAACAGGAUGUUCAGAACAUUUCUCUGAAAGGUAGCUUGGUUGUUUUAUGCCUGAGUCAUUCUGAGCAAGACGAAAUCUCUCCAGAAGGUGUUGAAACUUUAGCUUUGUCUUUUCUUGCAGCCGGAGCUCGCUCUGUUCUUACCACACUAAGGCACAGUGAUGAUGAUGCAACAACGGAGUUUAUAAAAGCAUUUUAUAGUCACUUACUGCAUGAAUCUUCAGUCAGGGAGGCGCUAGAGAAGACAAAGGAACUCUUUGAAAAGCGCGAUGAAGAGGCGUACCGAUCAUUUGUAGGUGGGGCUCCGUUUACAAUUUACGGGGAAGAUCUGAUGUUUCAAAAACAUGAUGUUGAAACGAUAAAAGAGAAAUCUCGCAAAAUGUUUUCUGAUUUUGUUGUAUUACCACCAUUAACUGAGCUUACUGGCUCGUUUGAAAAUCUUCAUGUACAAAAUAGAUUUUAGUAUAGGUUAUCGUCGCGUAUUCUGUAGUUUAGUGUAAGGAAGGGUAUUUACAAGUUCUGUUUGGGUUUAUUGGACAGAUAUCCGUACAUUGGGUAGAUUUCUCAGUCUUUGCUUAUCCAAAAGAGAUAUUCACCCUUCAGCGUGGAUAAACACAAGAUUAACUUAGAACUAAAAAAUGCAUGGUUCUGAUUGUAGAAAAGAGCGUAAGUGUUUAAAAAUUAUAUUUCAUUCAUCGCAUGAAGCGCCAAGUUGUGUAAAAAUUUAAAUCCGCGUUGCGCUAACGUGCCAAGAUGGUUCUUGACUUGUUUUCAUUAAGCCUUAAUUUAUGUUUUCAUUAAGCCUUAAUCGUGCAUAUAUAGACACAGUUUUGACCAAAAGAAGUAAUAACUGACAUGUAUCUGUAAUUUUUCACAACAAUUAGCAGCUAUUUUUCAGUGUUUGAUGUGUGUUAAAAAAUCAGUGAUUCCAUCACACGCUGUUCUCCACGAAAGAUCUUCUCGUUACGUUCCAGGCGUAAGUAUUAAUAUUCAAACUUUAACGUUCUAUAGUUUAUAAACCGUUCGAAAAUCGAAGAUGCUUCCAAGCUGCUGCUUAUUCUGUGGAUCAUGCGACUCUGAAUUUGUUUUUAAAAAUUACAAAACAUUAUACUGGCCAGCGAUGUUAUUAAAACAAGCUGGUAGAACCAACGUGCACUUUCUUCAAACUUCUUUUUGAACCAAUUCAUUUAA
Molecule: messenger RNA, 5445 nt
Organism: Dendronephthya gigantea
Lineage: Eukaryota; Metazoa; Cnidaria; Anthozoa; Malacalcyonacea; Nephtheidae
Product: tetratricopeptide repeat protein 28-like
Exons: 2
Coding region: 299-4717 (1472 amino acids)
Molecular function (GO): protein binding
Source: RefSeq, a predicted model, not a curated record